AACUACUACUAAUAUUCAACUACAUGACGUGUGUUUACUUUACGUUUAAAGAAAAAAAAGGGGAAAUUUGCGUUUUCUAAAUUUGUUUCCCAUGUUCGAAAUUUCUUAAAAGAUUGAUAUCAUGCCGCGAAUAUCUGAGAGAGGUACGCUUGCAAGUGGCACUACUGUAUGGAGUGUCAACAGACUUUCAGAUAUGAUUUGGGGAUUUAUUAAUAUAGUGGUUUUCUACUUCAGAAGUUUGAUAGAUCCUCUAGUAAAUCCUGGAAAUAGCUCUGCAAGUGGAUCAAGGUCGAGUUUUGGAAGAGGACCACCAAGACCUCCUGGCCGAGGAAACUUCAGAACUUUCUCAGAUGCAUUUGGUGGUAGCGAUUCCAUACCACCACCUCCGCCUGGUGGAUGAGGCAGGUAAGGGCUCCUUUAAUCAGUUCUGGAGCCCGUGAUCUUAGCUGUAUUAUUUAUUAACACAACAGUUGAAUGGAAUAAACAUCUUUCUGAUGUGAAAGAUAUGAUGUUACCUUGGUAAAAUUUAGUAAGCCUUGGUGACUGAUGCAGUUUUCACAUUAUGGAUGAUGAUGAUACUAUUUGUACAUAUAUUUUUGUAAAUCACUGAAUGCAUUAAUAAAUGUUUUUGUUUGCUUUAUAUGAACUAUCUAAUAAAUUAUUCUUUAAAAGAA
This is a messenger RNA of Argiope bruennichi, 674 nucleotides long. RefSeq names its product selenoprotein K-like. NCBI's taxonomy places the organism in Eukaryota, Metazoa, Arthropoda, Arachnida, Araneae, Araneidae. The record is from RefSeq and is a predicted model, not a curated record. Bases 122 to 400 code for a protein of 92 amino acids. The transcript is spliced from 6 exons.